Rubroshorea leprosula is the source of this 1654-nucleotide messenger RNA. NCBI's taxonomy places the organism in Eukaryota, Viridiplantae, Streptophyta, Magnoliopsida, Malvales, Dipterocarpaceae. The record is from the annotation of a GenBank genome assembly.
UACUAAGCUUCGUUUUUAUACCGACAUGGCUCCUAACAAACGGGGCUUCUCUUCAGCGUAGGAUUCGAAGUUGCAUCUUUCUUGGAUUCUGAUAAAUUUGAUCAAACAAGUGGAAUUGGAGAGUUGAGUGAAAAUUAUUUGCUGGAAUCGCUUUGAGAGGGAAUCAUUUGAGAGACUAGAAAGAUUAGAAUGGCCAUGCACACUCUGUGUCUCAGAGAGCAUGAAGGAAAUACUAAUAAUCCCAUGGGGCAGUUGUCAUCCACACCAUCUGCACCUUGGUGGAGCGCGUUUGGAUCCCAAUCGGUCUAUGGGGAAGGUUGUGGCCAGCUGAAACAUUUAUCCAUGGAGCAUCUUAGCAGUGUGGACCAACUCACACCUACCAAACAAGCAGGAGCAGGCAAUGAACAAGGGGUGGAUAAAGGGACUGCAACUCAGUUCACUAUAUUCCCUGGUGAUUGCAAAAAUUCAGGGGAUGGACAAAAACCUCCUGUAGCCAUCUCUCUACAAUCAACCGGUCGCUUUGACCUGGGAUUUGGUCAGCCCAUGAUCUGCUCAAAAUAUCCCUAUGUGGAUCAAUGCUAUGGACUAUUCUCAACUUAUGGUCCUCAAAUUCCGGGUCGCAUCAUGCUGCCACUGAACUUGACAACAGAUGAAGGACCUAUAUUUGUGAAUGCUAAGCAGUAUCAUGGAAUCAUCAGGCGGAGGCAAUCCCGUGCAAAAGCUGAACGUGAGAAUAAAGGCUCCAGAACUCGUAAGCCAUAUAUGCACCACUCACGCCAUCUACACGCAAUGCGCCGACCAAGGGGAUGUGGUGGCCGUUUCUUGAACACAAAAAAUUCAGACAAUGAAAAAGGUGAUACCAAGGAGAAUAAGGCUGGUGAUCAAGAAGUAUCCCAGCAAACUGUUUCAUCAUAUUCUGAAGUGCUGCAAGCACAGAACAGGCCACUGAAAGCAUCAAGGGAAGCAAAUGGAAAUGGGUCAAAUCUAUCCGGAUCAGAAGUGACUAGUAUGUAUGUCGAGGGAGAGCUUGAGCGUUUCCCAGUGAACCAUGUGGGCCGCUUUCCAGACAAGUGGGUUGCAGCAGCAGAUGGCUGCUGCAUCCUAAAAGUCUGAUACCAGGGGUGUUGGUGGGUUUGGUGCAAGCGCAAGUACCUUGCACCAUAGCCCAUCCCUGGCGCAGCCAAAUGGAGUUGCGAUUGGCUUCUGUCCCAGGAUUGUCCGGCUACCAUUUGGCUGCUUUAGGCAAAUCAUUCUUGGCUGUUGUGCAUUUAAGUCUUUGCAUUCUUACCAACCCUGCAGUUUUGUGGGUUUGGAAGAUGCUUAAACCUUAAUGCACCUCUUCCUUCUAUCCGGUAGGUUUAGGCAAAUCAUCCUUGGCUAAGUUUAGGCAAAUCAUCCUUGGCUCAACUGUGUUAUGUUCUAUGCAUUUCUAUGCCACCCCUGCCUGUCUUGGGGUGGCUGGUAGAUGCCGUACCCUUAAUGCACUGUACAGAGAAAACACGUUAGACUAUCAAGCGGGUGCUUCCUCUGUGAUCCUACUAGUAAUUUUAGAGACUGUACCUAAAGUAUGAUAGCUACUCUAUGUUCUGGAUUUUUGUCUUUUUGAACAAGUACCGUCUGAUGUGGUUGUGUGCAAUAAGCUCUUGGGUGUGAA